ACCUAAACCUAGUCAUCUGAGUUGCUCUCCAUCUAUGCUCCCUUCCGGUAGAGAUUUCGAAACAAGAGAGGGUUUGCUCGUUAAAUGCUCUCUCUCUGCGACCCUUUUGCAGCCUCUCUCUUUUUCAUGUCUUCUUCAAUCUCACAGUAUCCUUCUUCAGGGUGGUCUCAAACCCUAAAUCUCGAUUUCUUUUUCACUAUACCUUCUCCUCCUGCUGCUGAUUCUGAUUGUCUCUCUCAUAUUUUUCGUAAAAAAUUGAACUUUAAUUAUCUGGGUUUGGGAGCGAAGAAACAUGAGUAAUCCUAAGGUUUUAUUAUUUGGGUCAUUCACUGAAGACGAAACCAGGUCGUGGCAGCAUAAGCCGCCAUCUGGUAAUGAUGAAAAGCCGGUAGAAAAAAAAGAACUGCAAUUUGGUUCUUUAGAUUUUGCUAGUGGAAUAUCUUUGAGUGGUUUGAAUUGUGAUUCAAAGAAACAGCUGGGUCAUGCAAAUGACACGAUUGAUUUUGAACCCACAAAAGCACUUAUUGAAGACGAUAAAGUGAGAACCGCUGAUUUAGAAAAUGAUCACUUGCCUGGAUCGUUUGAAACUCUGAAGAUAAAUGGGGACCUUGAUAAUUGCGAUCACGAAUCUCUCACUGAUGGCAUUGGCGACUGGUUUGAUUCAAAUUCCUUGUCCCCGUCCCAGAGAGAGAGUAGUGAACAUAAUCAUUCUCAAAGCUCGAAAUUUCAUGUUCUUGAUGGUGAGAAGAUGAAGGACCUCGAUCAGAAUGGUACAACUGAUGUUUCAGCUGUACCUCUGGCAAAAGGUGUUUGGAAGGCGACUAAUGGGCUUGAUGCGGCUGUUAGAAACUUACUACCUCGUGGCUUAAUCAACUCUGGCAAUCUAUGCUUUCUUAAUGCUACUUUGCAGGCUCUCUUAUCCUGCACUCCUUUUGUUGAGCUCUUGCAGGAAAUUAGAGCUCAUAACGUCCCUAAGGUUGGAUACCCAACGCUAGCAGCGUUUGCAGAGUUUAUCUCUGACUUUGAUGUCCCCAGUGGUUUAAGCUUAAAGAAGAAAGAUUCGAUUGUUCUUGAGACUGGCAGGCCGUUUAGCCCCUCGAUGUUUGAAAUUGUGCUGAAAAGUUUUACCCCAGAUGUGCCAAAUAGCAUGUCUGGCAGGCCAAGGCAGGAAGAUGCUCAGGAGUUUCUGAGUUUUUUAAUGGAUCAGAUGCAUGAUGAAUUGCUUAAGCUUGAUGGACAGUCUUCAGGCAUUCAGGGGUCCAAGUCAUCUCUUGUUUCUUCAUCUGAAGAUGAUGAGUGGGAGACAGUUGGCCCAAAGAACAAGUCUGCAGUGACAAGAAGUCAAAGCUUCAUUCCCUCCGAGCUGAGCGAUAUUUUUGGAGGACAAUUAAGAAGUGUGGUGAAGGCGAGAGGAAACAAAGCUUCUGCAACUGUCCAACCCUAUCUCUUGCUUCACCUUGAUAUUUAUCCGGAAGCUGUUCGUACUAUUGAAGAUGCCCUUCGUUUGUUUUCUGCACCAGAAACCCUGGAAGGGUACCGAACAUCGACGGGAAAGGCUGGUGUUGUGUCUGCCCGAAAAUCUGUUAAGAUUCAGAAGCUUUCAAAGAUUAUGAUCCUGCACGUGAUGCGCUUUAGUUAUGGAAGCCAAGGUAGCACCAAGUUGCAUAAGCCUGUUCGCUUUCCUCUUGAAUUGGUGUUGGGUCGGGAACUGCUUGCUUCUCCAUCUACUGAGGGCCGCAAAUAUGAACUUGUUGCCACGAUAACCCACCAUGGAAGAGAGCCCUCAAAGGGCCAUUACACUGCUGAUGCCCGUAAUCCUAAUGGUCAGUGGCUACGCUUUGAUGAUGCAUCUGUUUCUUCAGUUGGAACCAAUAAGGUAUUGCAUGACCAAGCUUAUGUCCUCUUCUACAAACAAGUGUAGAAGGUAUCAGAGUUCUGUCACUAAUAUACAUCCAGAAGAAUGCGAAGUUAUUUCCGGUUUGACUUGACUAUGACUUGUUGUUCAGUAAUGCCUGUGACGACCCUUUGAGGUGAAUGUUUGAAGGAGCUACUGUUUUGGGUUACCCUGUAAACCCCUUGUUACAGCCUUUGGUUUUGCUGUGAGAUCAUAGUUGCCACAUACUGUGUUGGUUAUGAAAGUGGGGUGCGCUUAACUUAAGAAUGCUUUAUAUUAAUAUAUUCUUUACCAAGUUAUUGGUUUGCAUGAUUAUUC
Messenger RNA from Tripterygium wilfordii, 2212 nucleotides. RefSeq names its product ubiquitin carboxyl-terminal hydrolase 24-like. Lineage: Eukaryota; Viridiplantae; Streptophyta; Magnoliopsida; Celastrales; Celastraceae. The record is from RefSeq and is a predicted model, not a curated record. The coding region runs from base 293 to 1921 and encodes 542 amino acids. Gene Ontology annotation, cellular component: cytosol; nucleus. Gene Ontology annotation, biological process: protein deubiquitination. Gene Ontology annotation, molecular function: cysteine-type endopeptidase activity; cysteine-type deubiquitinase activity. The transcript has 7 exons.